AUGGACCCUUCAGCUGCGUUCCGGCCCUUAUCGCCCGCGGGCGGCGCGAUGGCUUCAGACGCGCGCGUGUUUGCUAGGCCGAGUCUCUCUCGCGUCCCAGAGCGUGCGUCUCCUUCACAGCUGCCUGCAGGCGAGGUGUCGAACCCCGUGGCUUUUGCAGCAGCUUCGUCAUCCUGCGCCUCCGCCAGUCAGUUUUCCGUCUUUUCGGAGGCCGCGGCUCACGCUAGCGAACUCGUCCGCCAGAUCGCGGCGUUCGAUGAAACUGACGGCUCACUUGAGAGCAAGCUGCGCGCCUUGGGGACCUGGUCCGGCGGGUGUACGUACACCCAAGCCAUGGACCCGCGGUCGUACGAAGAGAAUCGCCACGCGUUCUCUUUGGGUCAAGCGUUUCCCCAGAUUCUUCCGCUUCCGCCAGUGCUUCAGCGGCUUCUGCACCGCGACUCCCGGCGGCGAGAUGACCAGACAGAGAGAACCGCUUUGGGAGAAGAAGAGAGCGGCCGCGACCUCCGCGCGCAGGCUCCACCGGCGUCGCCUGCAUCGGGCGCCGCCCCUGUGUCUUCCCCGCCGAGCGGCGUUUUGUCGCUUCUCCAUCUCCUCUGGGUCGCCGACGGCGCGACGUUGCAUUUGUGGCCGCUGCCUGCCGGCACAGAUCUCUCGUCUUUUUCGCCUGGUUUUCCGCCGGCCGCCGUUGAGAGCACAGACGCGCGCGACUCGGACAAAGGCCGCAUCUUCGCCUCGCAGGCGGGCUUGUCGCGCUCGCGACGUCACCGCAUGACGGAGCAGCAGCGGCUGCUUCACUCAACGCUGACCUACGAGCUUCCGUCUCCGCUGCGGCACCUUGAGCACGUCCUGCUUCCGCGCACGCUGCUGCCGCCAGCUUUCGCGGGGUCUUUUCUCUCCUUCUCGCCUUCUGCUACCCUCGAGGGCGGGCGCGCGCGCCGUGCUGAACGCGCAGGCGACGCCUACGUGGAAGUGAACGACGGCGGGGACUCUGGGGACGAAGACAGCGGGCGAUCUGCGCCGGGUUCGGGCGAAGUGCCCAGCGAUGUGGAGGCGACGCAUUUCCACGCACUGAUUGCGGUCUGCGAGGCGUCGCUGGCGGUGCUGGCGCUGAGCUCGCCGGAGGCCUCGCUCAGGUGCUGCGCGGACGAGUUGAGCGCGGGCGGCGCCGCGGCGCGUGUCGCCCUCCUCGCCUCGUCGUCGUCGGACUUGCAAAUCUUCCAGAUCGCGCAUCUCUCGCUGAAUGCGCGCACCCCGUCGUUCGCCUCGGCCUUCUUCGCCUCCUCCACCUGCUUGCCUGAAAUCACCGCGGUCGGCGUCCACUGCGGCUCAUCGCGAGUCUUCCUCGGCGAUGCCGAGGGCGGCAUGCACGAGCUGCUCCUGAUGCCCCUGCCCUCCGUCCCCUCCGCCCGCUCCGACCGCGGUGGAGCCCCAGCGCGGGCCUACGGGAGCCCUGAAGAGACGCCGCGGCUCGGAGUGCGGAAGAUGCGCCGACGCACCGAGCAGGCCCCUGCGCGAGGCGCGAGGCGGGCUGCGUGUCGACGAGACCCUGACGCGGCAGACGAGGAGUUGGAGGACGGCGCAGAGUCCGCGACCUUUGGCGGCGAUGACGACGAAAGUGGUGCCGAGACGUCGCCAGAUGGGGACGACGUUGACGCUGUCGGGCUUCUCCAGUGCCGCGUGGAGCCCCUGCGCUCGUCGAUCUUCUCCAGGCUGGUAAAGGGCGCGGCAGACAUCGUGACCUCGGCCUUCGCGUUCCUGCCCUCGCGGAGGCGCCCGCGGCGAAGAGAAGAAGGCGUCCGACACAGGAGGGCGGUCUCGGCGUCGCCGCCCCUGCGGCGGCGGGACGAGGCCGACACCGAGAACGGCGGAGACAGAAUCGUCUCCAUCACCCCCGAUGAAGAACGCGGUGCUCUGUGGAUCCUGACCGCCUCCUCAGACGUCGCCGUCCUCCUCCUGGAGCCGCCCGCGCUCUCCCCAGACGCGACGCUGGUGGAGGCGAAACCCGACAUCUCACUCAUUCGGCUGAAGCGUCGCGAGCUGGAGCGGCAGAUCGGCGCGGACUUCCGGAACUGGGUGUCGCCGCCUGUCCCCUUCUGUGGGGAGGCCAACUGUCCCCAUUGUCCCUCGCCGCCGCCGCGGUUUGGGCUCCGGGGGCCUAUGGGGGGCGGGGCGCCGAGGGCGAACCUCUCGGGAAACGGCUUUUUCGCGUUCUUCGGCUCCAGGCCGGAGCUGCGACUCGUCAGUGUGCACCCAACCGCGCCGCAGGAGGCGCAGACGAUUGCCGCGGUGCUUUUCGACGACAGAGGCGGUCGGGUCUACCUCCAGCUGGAGCACUUUCAGCUUGUUUCGCGUCUCAUGGGAGACGCGCCACCCCAGCCUCCGCCGGGGUCCUACGGCACGCCGGCGCCGUCUGCGCCCUUCCUCCGCGUCGCGUGGUAUCGGCCUGCGCCUGCAGCUGCCGGCUACUGCACGGCCUCUUCUCUGUGGGCGUCUUCCUCGAGGAUGCUCAGAGAAGGGGAGCGGGGCGUCUCUCAGGAGGCACCCAGCGGCGCGGCCGCGGGCGCGUCUCCACGCCGCGGCGACACGGCCGUUGUGUGUGGGGCUCGCCACCGGAAGCUCAAGCUGGGAUUUUACUCACAGGGGGCCUCUGUGCUUCUGUUCGAGGCAGCGGACGAGGAGGGCGACGACCGGGAUGCGAAGGGGCGGGCGCCCGAGCCGCUGACCAGCCAGCCCGCGUUCGAGCGCCUCGUGGCGGUCGCACCCGACUUGGAGGCCUCCGCGCGGGCGGUGGCCGCGCCCGCCUCUUCCUACGGCGCAUCCACCUGCUACGCGUCUCCGUCGCAGAGCGCCGCGGCUGCGCAUCCGGCGCAUCCGCAGGCGUCGUCCGCCUUCGCGUUCAGCGCCUCUUCCGCGGCGCGCUCAGUGCAGCCCCUGAAGGAGGCUUUCGCCGCGUUUCCACUCUUCCUCGCGUCCGCGCCGUCGCCCGCGUCGUCCUGCUUUCCGCUCGCGCUAGGCGAGUCUCUGUGGAUCGUCGAGGCGCCACUGCUUUCUCGCAGCUCCGCAGUCGCGCAAACGCUCUCCGCUGCGGCUGCCUUCGCGCUGCCGUCGCCGUUCGACGUCGCGAAGCGCGCUCACUGGCGCUACCUGCCCUACCGCGACGUGCUGCCGCCCGUCUCUUCGCCCUACGGCGCGCCGUUCGCGCCGCACGGGUCGCGCGGCGCGGUCCCGGCCUUCUCGUCGUCGCAUCUCUUUCCGCAGGCCCCCGAGCCUUCGGACUUCGCGUACGCCUCGGCGCAGCCGCAGACUGCCUCCUCCUCGUACGCGUUCGCGGCGCCGCAUCCGAGCGCCGCGCCCUCGCCCCCGACGAAUCCGCUCUUCGCCUCUGUCGAGAAGACGAUCGCUGUGGCGCCGCCGCCGUUCGCGUCGCCCGCGGAGGCCCUGCCCUGUCGGCGGAACGGCGUCGGGGGGUCUUACGCCGCCUACGGCACGAGGGGAAGCUGGCAGCCUGAGCUUGCGGUGCCUCUCGCGGCGCUGCCGGCGCUCGCCCGCGACCAGGUUCUGCCGCCGCGGCGGGUGUUGCUCAUCACCUCGCGCUGCGUCGUCUCGCUGACCUUCUGUUCGCUUGAGCAGAUUUACCAGCAAGUCGUCGCGCGUCUCGUGCGAGAGGCAGAGCGGCGCCUCCGGGCUCCGGGCGGCAGCCUGCGGAAGUCCGCGCUGCUGCUCGCCGACGCAGCCUGCCGGCGCGACGAAGACGCGCCCAAGCACGUCACCUUCUUGCCCGGCUUCCAGGAGAGGCGCCAAACGCUCGACGAGGCGACUGCGGAGGCCGAGAGGGCCGUUGUCGCCACCGCCGUCGCCGCAGUGGACGCGCGCGCGAGACCGGAGGGACUUUUCGCAGGAAACUCCUCGCACGAGCUCUCCCCGGUCGAGCAGAGAAUGCAGAAAGUGCAGAAUGAGCUUGUCGCGCGGCAGCGACAGGCGCACGCCGAGAGAAUGGCGGUGGCGGAGCGAAUUGCGUUCGGCGCGGGCGGUGUGUAUAGACCCUACAGCGACGACGCCCGGAACGGCGUCUGUACACCGUACGGGGCCGGCGAGGUGCGCGACGCGUCCGCGGGCGGCUGGACCAAGGCGCUGUUUGGCGGAGGCGGCUGGGGGGGAAAUGGCUUCUUCUCUUCGUCGUCGGGGAACUCGGGGGCGGCGCCGGCGGGCGGGCCUUCGAGCCUGAAGCACGCUGGGGCGAGCUCGCGAGACGGCGUCGUCGGCUUGGAUACGCUGAUCGUGGCCUACCUCCGCGACGCAUACACGGCUGAGCAGGUGGCGGCCGUCUGCUGGCAGCUUUUGAUCGACGUUCCCUCCCUUCUCUCUCCCUCACUGGCCUCGACGUCCACGUCUUCCGCGUCACCGCUCGCCGCGCGCGAUCUCCACCUCGCCCUCCGGUCGCUGCUCGCCCACGAGCAGACGCGACGCAGCGGCGCUGCCCCCCUCGACGGGACCGCGACUGCGGGCUUCCUGUACCCCGCGCCCGCGUCGGUGGCGCACGGAGGAGGCGAUGCGCUGCUGCGCGCUUUCGCCUCGCGCGCCGACCGCGCCUUCCUCGACGUCUUUCUGCGCUCCACGCGGACGCUAAGUGCCCUGCCCGCCUCGUCGUCGCCCUUUGCAGAGUUCGGCGCGGAGGCCGCCGAGCGCGCGGGCGCCGAGGCGGCGCUGAACGCCGCGCGAGGCGCCGACGUCGCGAUGGAGGAGGGGGGGCUCGAGGCCUUCUCCUCCACGCCAUUCCGCAGGGGCUACAUCAGCAGCGCGGAGACCCCCGGCGACGGCGACCGCCGCAGGCUGGGGAACGAGGCCCGCGAAGGGCUUGCGCAGAGCGCGGGCUUCUAUCCCUCCCCUCCCGCAGCGGCGGUGGGCGCGUCCCCCGAGCUGGGCACGCCGCUGGCGUCGUGUUUCGGGCCCUUCGCGCCCUUCGCGCCUGAAGACGGCCGCGAAGGCCGGGGCUUCGCUGCCUCGUCGCUGGACAGCCAGUCGCUGGCGCCCGGCGAGAUCUCAGCCUUCCUCGUACUCGCCUGGCAGACACUCGUCAACAGGGUCGCCUCAGAGACGGGCGGCGCGUGCGCGGGCGCCGACCAGGAGGCGGACACGGCGAUGCUGAAGCAGCUCGAGGCCGAGCUGAAUGCGUUGCGGCAGAAGAACGCGCAGAGCCAAGCGAAGGGCGACGGGCGGCCGGGGGGGCGGCCCGAGGGCGCGACGGGCGGCGCGACGCGGCUGUGGGUCUUUGGCGGAGACUCCUCGCAGCCGCGAGGGGCGGCCCCCGGCGCCGUGAGCGCCGCCAGCCUCCAGGAGCAACAACUCGAACUCCAGAUCAAACAGCUGCAGCUGCAGAUGGAGCAGCGACGCUACCAGCAACAAAUGCAACUCAGCACCAGCGCAGCUCCGUCUUCGGGCUCCUACGGUUCGCUCUCGCCGACCGUCAAGGGCUUGCUGCUUUUCGUCUCGCGCCUCCUCCGCCCGUUCCUCUUUGCGCCGCUCUUCGAAGCCACGCACAGCCCCUCCGGCAUCCUGCGGUCGCCUUCGGCAGCCGCAGCCUCGUUUUCACCGGCCUUCUCGGCGUCCUUCCUUGCCAAUCAGAGGAAACGCUCACGGCUCACGGCCUUCCUCUUCGGCGACGACGGAGAGGGCGACCCCUCAACGGAUGCGCAGAGCGUCCUCGCCGUAGCGGGCCUCGCGGGUCUCCACCCGGCUCUGCUGACCCCUGGAGCUCUCCCAGUCCCCAUCUGCAUGCGCGGCAGAUUUUCCCUGGCGGCCGUCGCGCUCAUUCAAAAGAAACUGGCGCUCCUCUUCAUGGUCAUCGACGCCGUGUACACUGCGAUUUUCCAGCAGCAUCUCGAGAGGCCCGAGCGGCAGAUGGGCGCCCAGCCCGCGCAGACUCUGUUCGCGUUCGCCUUGACCUUUCCUACUGGUCCUUCGCUGCCACCGUCGCUCCCGCCGCACUACUCGCUGCCGGCGUUCUCUGCCUUCCUCGCGGGCUGCGGCGCCCGCGGCCAGGCCACAGACACGGAGGCCUGCAGAGACGAGCAACGAUUCUCAAAAGUCAUGAAGGCCGCCGCCGUUUGGUGCGCGCUGCCGUCCCAUGAGCAGCAAGAGCUGCAGCACAUGUUCGCCGUCUCGCGCAUGCUGCUUCUGUGCAACGAGGCCCUGGCCGCCUAUCGGCUGCUGCUGAGGGAGAUGCGCAGCUGCGCCCAGCUUGGCACGCGGCGCUUCAUCGACGCGCUCCAGUUCGAUCGCGUACUCUGCCUCAACCUCUCUCUCUUGUGUUCCGAGCGAAGCAGCCGCGAGGAGUUCCGCCGAUUCGUCUUCAGCUGUGUCUCCGUGCAAAGCCCAGCCUUGGCGCAGCUCUGCACAGGCGCGCUCUUCACGCCGCAAGAGCUCCGCGGCCACAGCGCGCUGCUGCAGCUGAAGAAUUUCAUUGAAGACAGCCGCGAGGCGCUUGAGCAGAGCGCGACUCAGCAGAGGCACACGCUCGCCUUGGUGCUUCAGCAACGCGCCCAGGCAGCCGCGGCCGUUCCUCCGCUGCCUCUCGCGCCCGGGAUGCCGCUGGCGCUGCCGGCGCCGAGCGCAGCGGUUCUCGCGCUGCAGACGCAGGUGCAUCAGUUCGUUGCUGCGCAGCUGCUGCCUGUCCUGCUCUUCUUCUCCAUCGGCGCUCUGGCUGAACUGCUCGCCUCGGCGCAGAUGUUUGGACUGCUCGUCCACGUGGUUUCUGCGCGGGCGGAGGACAUUCGAACGCGAUUCAGACUCGCGGCGGGUGGCUGCUCGGGGGGACGCGGCCGGGUGUCUUCGCUUGCGGAGGAAACCAAGGAACUAGAGGAGACCUGCUACGUGCACAUCACGGCCUUGCUGCAGAGGUUUUUGCGGCUUCACCGAGAAGCGACGGAAAGCGAACGCGGCGCGCAGGGGGGACCAGUCUCCGCCGGUAAGGACUCUGUUCUGAAACACAAGGCUGAAUUCGCAGACUGGGCUCGCUCGGCUGCCGCGGACCUGCGCCGGCGUUCACUAUGCUUCCCACGGCGUUUAGAAGCGCCUGUCGGCGUCGGGAUUGAGGCUAGAGGCACAGCCGCCCUCGCGCAGCUCUCGCGCGCACGCUGGAGUUCUCCGCCGCUGUCGUGCCAUGUUUUUGCACGGGCGGACUCAAGCGUGAUUCGCGGCGCUCGCUGGAGAGGUGAUCAGAAGAAUCGCGUGCCGCGCGAGCCUGUUUUUGCAGGAAGCGAAGGCCCCGAGGCUCUCUUCUGGCGCGCGCAGGCCGCCACACUCGUCGCCGCGGUGCUCGCAACCGACGACGCUGCGAUGCAGCAGUUCGUCUUCCACUGGAUUGCGCAGACUGGACAGAAGUCCUUCCCACAGUCGCUGCUCACCCUUCAGAGCCCGCAUCUGCUGCCGUGGCUCCAACAGAAUUUUCGGUUUUUCGCGCUCGAUUUGGGCGAGUUCUACGCCGCGGCCGGACUCAGCGCACGCGCAGCGGCGGAGUAUCUGUCUCAGGGCCUGCGACCGUGGAGCGACUCUUCGUCCUCAUCGCCGCUUGACAGCUCGCCAGUCUCGUCUUCUUCGCCCGAUUCGAAGGCCAGCGGCGGCGGCUCGGGGGCUGAGGAAGGCGGAGACACGAUGCAAAGCGCCGCUGCGCAAAAAAACACCGCGCAGUUGCUCGCCUUCGACAGCGAGCGCGACGCCUUCUGCGUCGACCGAUGCGCACCCAUCUGGCAGCGGUGCGCGGCAUACGUCAGCGCCCGCACGAGGCCGCCGGCGCUUCAGACGCGUCUUCUCUUCCUCGCAAAAGCUAAGGACGCGCUGCAGCAGCAGACUCAAGAGGCGGAGGCACGAGGCGACGUUUCAGGCGGCUUCGGAGCGGCUCGGGGCCUCACCAUCGGCGACGCGUCGUACCAGAAGGACUCGCUCGCGUCUCUGCUUUCUGGCGUGGUGACCGCUGAUCAAGUUUCGGAAAGCAUUCAGAUGGUCGGAUACCAGCAAGGCCUGUUGCGAGAUUGCCUGCGCGUCUUCUGCUUCCUCGCUCUCGAGUGCGCCAUGAACACGGCGCAAGAGAGACUGUCGCUCUCUCGCGGCCGCGACGGCCGCGCGGGCACUUCUCCCUUUCUUCAGCCGCGCGAGCGCCGAGGCGCUUCGCAGCCGGAGGAGAACGAGGUGAAGGAGCGGCUUUUCCGCGAGAGCCUCGAAGAGUUCCUCAGAGACUUCUUCGCAGAGAGGGAAGAAGCAGACGCUCGCGGCACGUUCCCGAGUCCCCGGCUAACCGCGCGGGAACGCGAGGAGGGAGCAGUUGCGGCUGAUUUCAGAGAGGAAUGGGAGGUUUUCCACAACCUUCUCGACUUGAUGACGGCGCUGCAGAAGACGGUUUACUCGCGCAGCGAGUUGUUGGCGCUAGUGACGUUCUUUUGGGGUGCGAACCGCCGCGUCCAGGACGGAGGCUUCGCCUUUUUUUUCCCUUCCGUUGCAGCGCUUCAGCUGCUCGCGCACACGCAGUACACGCGGACCGCGUCGAGCUUCGCCGCAAACGGCCUCAGCGCCGCAGAAAAACGCAUGGGGGGCGGGCUCUUCGCGGCGAGUGAGGGGGUCGGAGGCGCGAGAAGAGACGCCGAGGGCGCGCGUUUUGUCGCCGCGGCCUGCCAGAGCUACCUCGCCUUCGCGAUCGCCGCCGUGCGCGCCUUCGAAAACGAUAAAAUCCUCUCGACUGCGCUCGACGAUCUCCUCUCGUAUCCGGAUAUCGCGCUUCGUCGGGUGCAGAGCGCUUCUCUGCCGGACUACCUCUUGCUGCUUCACGCGUUCGCGAGGGAGCAGGCUGCGGAGCUUCUGGGGGAGUCCUCGGCGUCGUUCGUUGCCGAAGACUCCAACCUGGAGCUCGACGAAGUCAUGCUCAACGCACACUGCCGCGUCGGAGGCGAUGCAUGCGCGGAGGCGCGAGCCCUACCCCUCGCAGUCUGGCCUGCGUGGAUGAUUCUCCACCGCCGCGUCGCUCCAGGGAAGCUCGUCGACGCCUACCUGCAUCUGAUCAGGAUAGGAUCACCGUGGGUAACUCAUCUCACUCCAAAAGCCCUCUUUUGUUUUCAGAAUCACGCACCGAGCUCGCUCGCCGUCAAGCUCGGGCUGACCCCGCGCGUGCAGGCGCUGGUGUUUGCGUGGCUGUUUGACGCGUGGCUUAUCAACGAAGACACGACGACUUCGAGCUUGACGUUCAUUAAAACCUUCUCCUUCUACCUCGCCCAGGGCAAGCUUCCCGGAUUCGAAACUCCCAACGACUGCCUUCACGCUCAGCUGAGUCGCGAAGAGCGGGAAGGUGCCCAGGAGGCGUGCCGGAGCCUGACGGCGCUGCUGCUCAAGAUCAGCGCGGCUCUGGCAGCGGCAGCGGCUGAAGUGCCGCAGCUCAAGCAGCUCGAGCUGUGCAAGAGUGCAUGCGUCUCGCUCAACACGUUUCAAAGCAAACUCGGACUCUACGCCGACGCCCUCGCCGGACAGAGACACGACUGA
Molecule: messenger RNA, 9525 nt
Organism: Besnoitia besnoiti
Lineage: Eukaryota; Apicomplexa; Conoidasida; Eucoccidiorida; Sarcocystidae
Exons: 19
Coding region: 1-9525 (3174 amino acids)
Biological process (GO): transcription-dependent tethering of RNA polymerase II gene DNA at nuclear periphery; protein localization to nuclear inner membrane; protein import into nucleus
Cellular component (GO): nuclear pore inner ring; nuclear pore
Molecular function (GO): structural constituent of nuclear pore
Source: RefSeq, a predicted model, not a curated record